AUGCCUAAGCGACAGCGUGACGAGGAGAUUGAGGCCGGUGAGGCACCGACUGACAUCAAUCCGUACUUCAUAUUGUCGAUCGAGGAGACAGCAACCCAGGACGAGAUCAAGAAAGCCUACCGCCGCGCAGCCUUGAAGCAUCAUCCUGACAAGGCCGCGCCCGAGGACAAGGAAACAGCACAUACAAAGUUCCAGGAGAUCGCUUUCGCCUUUGCAAUUCUUUCUGAUGAACGCAGACGCAAACGAUAUGAUACGACAGGGCGAACAGAAGAAUCGCUGGAUCUCGACGACGACGACUUCGAUUGGACGUCAUUCUUUCGAGAACAAUUCGCGGAUGUCGUGAGUCGUGAGGCAAUCGAAAAUUUCUCGGGCAAGUACAAAGGAGGAGAUGAAGAGCGGCGCGAUCUUCUGCGAUUCUACACCAAACACAAGGGUAACAUGGUCAAGAUCUACCAGGAAGUCAUCCUCAGUGACAUGACGGAAGACGAAGAUCGAUUUCGCGCCAUCAUCGACCAAGCCAUCAAAGACGACGAGGUCGAAGCGUUCACCAAAUACACAGAAGAAAGCGAGAACUCUCGCCGUAAGCGUAUCCAGCGAGCUCAGAAGCAAAAGGAAGAGGAGGCAGUGGAGGCAGUGGAGCUAGAGGAAGAGAUCAAGGAGAAAGCAAACAAGAAGAAGCAGACCAAGAAAACUAAGGAGGCAGGCGGGAUGGCUGAUCUGGCGGCUCUGAUCCAGCAGAGGCAGAAAGACCGACAGGGCAACUUUUUCGCAAACAUUGAAGCCAAGUACGCACCCAAGGGCAAGAAAAACGCCAAGCAAGAUCCGAUGGAUGAGCCAUCAGAAGAGGCGUUCGCCAGGAACGCCAAAAAGAGCAGCAAUGGCGACGCCAGUGCAGGUGCGUCCAGAACUUCCAAGCGGGUCAAGAAGUGA
Dissoconium aciculare CBS 342.82 is the source of this 930-nucleotide messenger RNA. Its product is annotated as DnaJ-domain-containing protein. Gene Ontology annotation, molecular function: heat shock protein binding. The transcript has a single exon. The coding region runs from base 1 to 930 and encodes 309 amino acids. Lineage: Eukaryota; Fungi; Ascomycota; Dothideomycetes; Mycosphaerellales; Dissoconiaceae. Gene Ontology annotation, cellular component: nucleus; cytoplasm. The record is from RefSeq and is a predicted model, not a curated record.